UGAGACUGGUUUAAGGGAGAAGACAGCAAAGAGAAUUUUAUAAAUAAAACUUUAAAAACUGAGUUGGAAUUCCAAGUACAUGUUAAGGAGAAUAAUAUAGCUAGAUCUUAAACCAAUGCCCAGUGUAUUUGUUCAUUGUGAAGAAAGAGAUGCUUUCAUCUAUCUACAAAGAUUUUUGCUUGGGCUUGUUCUGGAUACCUUAUUUGGAGGGAUUUCCAAAUGACUAAAUUAACAACAUGCCAAAUUACCUGAUACCAAUUUAACUGAUGGUUUAGUGUAAUUCAAUACCAGCAUUCAGAAAUCAGAGGCAUACUAAGAGAUGGAAAAGUUAUCAUAUUAUGGGAUUCCUGUGGGCCAAUACACAGUGACCUAGAACAAACCAGAGCUAGAGCGAACACCUUUAGAAAAGCUUCCACUGAUAAUAUAUUUGGUUCUAGGCAACUAAAAAAACACAUCAUGGAGCUCCGGAACUCCACCUUGGAAAGUGGCUUCAUCUUGGUAGGGAUUCUGAAUGACAGUGGAUCUCCUGAACUGCUCUGUGCUACAAUUACAAUCCUAUACAUGUUGGCCCUGACCAGCAAUGGCCUGCUGCUCCUGGCCAUCACCAUGGAAGCCCGGCUCCAUGUGCCCAUGUACCUCCUGCUUGGGCAGCUCUCUCUCAUGGACCUCCUGUUCACAUCUGUUGUCACUCCCAAGGCCCUUGCAGACUUUCUGCGCAGAGAAAACACCAUCUCCUUUGGAGGCUGUGCCCUUCAGAUGCUCCUGGCACUGACAAUGGGUAGUGCUGAGGACCUCCUACUGGCCUUCAUGGCCUAUGACAGGUAUGUGGCCAUUUGUCAUCCUCUGAAAUACACGACCCUCAUGAGCCCAAGAGUCUGCUGGAUCAUGGUGGCCACAUCCUGGAUCCUGGCAUCCCUGAUUGCUAUAGGACAUACCAUUUACACUAUGCACCUCCCUUUCUGCAUGUCCUGGGAAAUCAGGCAUCUGCUUUGUGAGAUCCCACCCUUGCUGAAGUUGGCCUGUGCUGAUACCUCCAGGUAUGAGCUUAUAAUAUAUGUGACAGGUGUGACUUUCCUCUUGCUCCCCAUUUCUGCCAUUGUGGCCUCCUACACACUAGUCCUGUUCACUGUGCUUCAUAUGCCAUCAAAUGAGGGAAGGAAGAAAGCCCUUGUCACCUGCUCUUCCCACCUGAUUGUGGUAGGGAUGUUCUAUGGAGCUGCCACAUUCAUGUAUGUCUUGCCCAGUUCCUUCCACAGCCCCAAACAAGACAACAUCAUCUCUGUUUUCUACACAAUUGUCACUCCAGCCCUGAAUCCGCUCAUCUACAGCCUGAGGAAUAAGGAAGUCAUGGGGGCCUUGAGGAGGGUCCUGGGAAAAUACAUGCUGCUGGCACAUUCCACACUCUAGGGAAGGAUCAUGGC
Messenger RNA from Nomascus leucogenys (northern white-cheeked gibbon), 1421 nucleotides. Its product is annotated as olfactory receptor family 2 subfamily AG member 2. Gene Ontology annotation, cellular component: membrane. The record is from RefSeq and is a predicted model, not a curated record. Gene Ontology annotation, biological process: G protein-coupled receptor signaling pathway. NCBI's taxonomy places the organism in Eukaryota, Metazoa, Chordata, Mammalia, Primates, Hylobatidae. Gene Ontology annotation, molecular function: olfactory receptor activity; G protein-coupled receptor activity.